Messenger RNA from Zingiber officinale, 2298 nucleotides. RefSeq names its product 3-ketoacyl-CoA synthase 4-like. Gene Ontology annotation, molecular function: acyltransferase activity, transferring groups other than amino-acyl groups. Bases 609 to 2171 code for a protein of 520 amino acids. Lineage: Eukaryota; Viridiplantae; Streptophyta; Magnoliopsida; Zingiberales; Zingiberaceae. The transcript has a single exon. Gene Ontology annotation, biological process: fatty acid biosynthetic process. Gene Ontology annotation, cellular component: membrane. The record is from RefSeq and is a predicted model, not a curated record.
ACUUUAUGUGUAAACUUUUCCUUUGAAUUUUUGUCCUGAGCAUAUCAUUUUUCUGAAUUCAUGCAAACAGCUGGUGAUUAACAAGGAGCGACUCCGCAAACGCCACGGCGGCCGGCGGCCCGGCGGAGUCUCCAUGAAUCGUUCUGACUUUCGCAGCGGAGGCGGAGCGUCUCCGCAGCCUUGUGCCCAUCGCUGCGAGCAGAGCGGGGACGGAGCUUCUGCUCCGCUCGCCCCGGAAAACACCUACCACCAUCCCACCGCCAUGGACGCGCGUCGCUUAGCGUGCCCCGCCCCACGCGGACCGUGCCGGCGUAUGUUCCCCUCCAGCCCUAAGAACCAACGCGCCCCUUGCCUGCGUGGCGGGGGUUCCUUCCCGUUACCCCCAAAUUUUUUUUCACUGUAUUUUUUUUCCUAUUUAAGCUUCCCUUGAGCUUCGGAUUGGAUCUUCUGCGACCAUUCCUUUCCGCCGUCGAUCAUCGAUUCGCAUUCCCGAUUUAAAAAAGGAAGCUUUCUUCCCCCGGAGAUCGAGUAGCUAGGGAACAAAAUCGCCCUUUUGCACCGUCUCUUUUUAUUAUUUCUGGUAUUAGAUCUUGGCGUAAGGAACGAGGAUGGAGACGGAGCGGCGGCGUGGGCAGAGUUGGCGGCGGCGUGGGCAGAGUUGGCGGCUGCCGGAUUUCUCGCAGAGCGUCAAUCUCAAGUAUGUGAAAUUAGGGUACCAUUACUUGGUCAACCACUUCCUUACCCUGUUGCUGGUCCCGCUGAUGGCGGCGAUCCUGCUGGAGGCGGCGCGGACCGACCUCGACGAGCUCCGCCACCUCUGGCUCCACCUCAAGUACAACCUCCAGCUCACGACGAUUGCCACCAUCGUGAGCUGGUUGGCGUGCUCCGCGUUCCUCGUCUUCUGCACCGCCGUCUACGUCACGACCCGCCCCCGUCCGGUCUACCUCGUCGACUACGCCUGCUACCGACCUCCGCCGGAGCUGAAGGCGCCGUUCCGGUGGUUCGUGCAGCAGGCGCAGCUCUGCGGGAGGUUCGACGAGUGGGCAGUCGAGUUCCAGCGGCGGAUCCUGGAGCGCUCCGGCCUCGGGCAAGAUACUUGCUUGCCCAUCGCGCUUCACUACUCGCCGCCUCGGCCCUCCAUGUCCGCCGCCCGCGACGAGGCCGAGCAGGCCAUGUUCGGCGCUCUCGAUUCGCUUUUCCGGAACACCGGCGUGAAGCCCAGGGACAUCGGGCUUCUCGUCGUCAACUGCGGCCUUUUCAGCCCGACCCCGUCCCUCUCCGCCAUGAUCGUCAACCACUACAAGCUCCGCGGCAACGUCAGGAGCUUCAACCUCGCCGGAAUGGGCUGCAGCGCUGGCGUCAUCGCCGUUGACCUCGCCCGCGACCUCCUCCAGGUCCACCGCGCCACCUACGCGGUGGUGGUCAGCACCGAGAACCUCACCCGGAACUGGUACUGGGGCAACCGCAAGUCCAUGCUGAUCCCCAACUGCCUCUUCCGCGUCGGCGCCGCCGCGGUGCUGCUCUCCAACCGCUCCGCCGAUCGCCGGCGCGCCAAGUACAAGCUCUUGCACGUCGUCCGCACCCACCACGGCGCCGACGACAAGGCCUUCCGCGGCGUGUACCAGCAGCAGGACGAGGCCGGCAUCGUCGGCGUCUCGCUGUCCAAGUACCUCAUGGCCAUCGCCGGCGAGGCGCUCAAGGUCAACAUCACCACCCUCGGUCCCCUCGUCCUCCCCGUCAGCGAGCAGCUCCUCUUCUUCGCCACCCUCCUCGCCAAGAAACUAUUCGCUGCGAAGGCGAAGCCUUACAUCCCGGACUUCAAGCUCGCAUUCGACCACUUCUGUAUCCACGCCGGCGGCCGCGCCGUCAUCGACGAGCUGGAGAAGAACCUCCAGCUCCGCCCCGCCGACGUCGAGGCUUCCCGGAUGACGCUCCACCGCUUCGGCAACACCUCCUCCAGCUCCAUAUGGUACGAGCUCUCCUACACAGAGGCGAAGGGCCGGAUGCGCAAGGGCCACCGCCUCUGGCAGAUCGCCUUCGGCAGCGGCUUCAAGUGCAACAGCGCCGUCUGGCAGGCGCUCCGGCAUGUCAAGCCCUCGCCGGAUUCUCCAUGGGAGGGCUGCAUCGACUGCUACCCUGUCGAAAUCAUCGACGCAACCGAAUCAAACUGAUGGAACUUUUAAUUAAUUAAUAAUUAUUACUAUUAUUUAUAAAUCAAAUCGAUAUAAAUUUACCAUUAAAAUCGAAUAAAUCAAAUACAGAUAUACAUACUGUAUCAUCAGUUAACUCUUAUAUGAA